This is a messenger RNA of Vicia villosa (hairy vetch), 426 nucleotides long. RefSeq lists its product as uncharacterized. NCBI's taxonomy places the organism in Eukaryota, Viridiplantae, Streptophyta, Magnoliopsida, Fabales, Fabaceae. The transcript has a single exon. The coding region runs from base 1 to 426 and encodes 141 amino acids. The record is from RefSeq and is a predicted model, not a curated record.
AUGAUCAAUAUCGCUUGUUUGUUGGCUGUUAGAUGUCUUAGGACAAGGGUUGUAGGGAGGAAUGGCGAUGCUAUUGCUGAGGCAUUGGCGAUGUUUGUUGGUGCUAUUGGGAAAGUGUCGCAGGCAAAUGCUGGUAAUAGAGAGGAGAAUGAGUUUCGUGCUUUGGGAUACUUCCAAAGGAAAAAUCCGCCAAUCUUUGAAGGAGAGCAUGAACCUGAUAAGGCACAAGCAUGGUUGAAAGCGGUCAAGAAGAUCUUUCGAGUCAUGAAUUGUAUCGAUGUGCAGAAGGUGCGGUUUGACACUCACAUGCUAGAGAAGGAAGCUGAGGAUUGGUGGGGUAAUACAGCGCAAAGAUUCGAUGAGGAAGGCAUGGAAGUUACUUGGGCUCUUUUCCAUGACGCAUAUUUGGAAAACUAUUUUCCAUAA